Aedes aegypti (yellow fever mosquito) is the source of this 1275-nucleotide messenger RNA. RefSeq lists its product as uncharacterized. Bases 103 to 1056 code for a protein of 317 amino acids. The transcript has 3 exons. NCBI's taxonomy places the organism in Eukaryota, Metazoa, Arthropoda, Insecta, Diptera, Culicidae. The record is from RefSeq and is a predicted model, not a curated record.
CCCAAGAGCAGUCGCACUACUAGUGAAUGGUUAAACCCAUCACAUGUACAUGUGUUGGCUUCAGUCGACACCGAACCGCGAUCGCGAUCGUAACCCAUUGCGAUGGAUCCUCAGCUGGCGGAAUCGUCACAGCUGGUCGAAGCAGACGAUACCGAAAAAUGCGAUAAAUCAACCUGGACGCACGAGUACCCUCUACCUUCCUCUUACCCGGAUUCGUCCGACGAACAGCUGCCCAGCACAUCGCGUGACAGAUUAUCUCCCAAGGUCCGUCUGAAGCCAAUCUGUCAGCCACCGAGAAACAUUUCACCCAUACCGGAGGGAUCCAAAUCGCACGACUCUUCGCUGCCUCGGCAAUCCAGUAUCGUUUCCGAUUCCGAGGCCGUCGGCGGAGGAACCUUCCGGGUGUGGUUGAUGAUCACGAUUUUCAGCCUUCAUUGGUUGGUUUCGGGUGCGAUCUUCAUCAUUGGAUUGGCACUCACCUUAGCGCCACCUAGUCCUGAUCACGCUUGCCAUCUCUACUUCAUCAUAGUGUACAUGCGAGCCGUCUACUGGGUCGCAACUUAUAUCCUGCAUGAGCAGAUCAAGCCGGCCUGUCAGAAGUUGAUCAACCAGAACUACCAUCUCUAUCUGGACAUGAGCUGCUACCGAAAGGCCCCGCUACAAAUAGUCUCCAUUUGGAACAUCGUCCUGCUGGCCGUGCAAAACUACACGCAAUCGUUGUUCUUAGCCCGCCAACACGGUGCGAAUAUAUGUGGCGUGACGGAGCAUGAUCCCAAACUCUCCUGGAUGCAGAUCUCACCGCAGAUGUUCAUAGUGAUCUUCUGCGGGAUGGAAACGUUCACACUGGGCUGCUUCUACAUCCCAGCGAUCAUGCGACUGGUGCGAUCGACGAUGCCAGAACAGGACGCCGAGGAUAGCCCAAAUCAGACCCUGUCCAAUCUGGACGAGAUACCGAUCAACCAACGGCUGAAGCGGCAAGCAGAACAGGUUAAAAUACUACGAGUUGUCUAUCUGAAGCUGAGACACGAAGCGGCCACACUUGGCGUGUUGGAUUGAUCGGAGAUCGAUGAUCUUGUUGAUCGUGGUUUGUUUAGAGACAUGAAGUUUGUUGUAUUCUUUGUUAGAUGCUCAUGUAGACUUAUAUUCGUAACAUGAUAUUCAAUGUUUCAUAUUAUAUUAUUAAUGUGUUGUUGAAAAGUUCGGUGAUCACCCUUCACCGAUUCAAUUUAUAUUCAUGCUGUUUUCUGAGAACAAUGAUCCGUGAAAACCCUCGAA